Cricetulus griseus (Chinese hamster) is the source of this 4401-nucleotide messenger RNA. The record is from RefSeq and is a predicted model, not a curated record. Lineage: Eukaryota; Metazoa; Chordata; Mammalia; Rodentia; Cricetidae.
GAAAACAACUGGGUUGCUGUUAAAAACAUCCAAGAGAACACUACAGACCAAUGAGUAGAAUCAAUAAGAACGUGCUUUUGGCCCUUUUAACACUGACAAGCUCUGCAUUUCUGCUGUUUCAGCUAUACUACUACAAGUACUAUUUGUCAGCAAAGAUCUCUCUUCACUAUACUCUAUGCCUUGGGAGGCUGGCCUCUGUGGACUGCAUUAGCUGAGCUCCCUUGUCUUUUGGUUUCCAGUUGGGUUCAACCAAUGGGAAACAUCAGCUGGAGAUUGGAGACUAGGAAGACAAAGAGAAUGGAACUGGUUCAUCAAAAUCCAAGGGAAACCGAAUUGGAUUUGAUAGUACACAGUGGCGUGCAGUUAAGAAAUUUAUUAUGCUGACAUCCAGCCAAAAUGUGCCAGUGUUCCUUAUUGACCCCUGGAUUCUGGAAUUGAUUAAUAAAAAUUUAGAACAAGUGAAAAAUGCUUCUCAAGGCUCAGCUUCAGACUGCCGAUUUUUGUGUGUUCCGAGAGACUUCACUGCAUUUGCACUGCAGUAUCACCUGUGGAAGAAUGAGGAUGGCUGGUUUCCGAUAGCUGAGAAUAUGGGAUUUCAGUGCUUAAAGAUUGAAAGCAAAGAUCCUCGACUAGAUGGAAUAGACUCACUUUCUGGCACUGAAAUCCCUCUGCACUAUGUCUGUAAGCUGGCCACUCAUGCCGUCCACGUGGUGGUCUUUCAUGAGAGAAGCGGUAACUACCUCUGGCAUGGUCACCUACGACUCAAAGGACACAUGGACAGAAAGUUUGUUCCUUUUCGAAAGUUACAGUUUGGUCGUUAUCCUGGAGCUUUUGACAGGCCAGAGUUACAGCAAGUUACUAUUGAUGGACUAGAUGUGCUUAUUCCAAAAGACCCAGGACACUUUCUAGAAGAAGUACCACACUCCAGAUUUAUCGAGUGCAGGUAUAAAGAAGCUCGGGCAUUCCUUCAGCAGUACCUUGACGAUAAUAGUGUGGACGCUAUGGCCUUUCGGAAGAGGGCAAAGGAAUUACUUCAGCUAGCAGCCAAAACAUUAAAUGAACUGGGAGUGCCCUUCUGGCUGAGCAGUGGAACUUGUCUAGGAUGGUAUCGACAAUGCAGUAUUAUUCCUUAUAGCAAAGACGUCGACCUAGGAAUUUUUAUUCAAGAUUACAAACCUGAUAUUAUUUUGGCAUUUCAAAAUGCAGGACUUCCACUCAAACACAAGUUUGGGAAGGUAGAAGACAGCUUGGAACUAUCCUUCCAGGGAAAAGAUGAUGUAAAACUUGACAUUUUUUUCUUCUAUGAAGAGACUGACCAUAUGUGGAAUGGAGGCACUCAGGCCAAAACAGGAAAAAAGUUUAAGUACCUGUUUCCCAAGUUCACACUGUGUUGGACUGAGUUUGUAGACAUGAAAGUCCAUGUGCCCUGUGAAACAGUUGACUACAUUGAAGCCAACUAUGGUAAGACCUGGAAGAUUCCUGUCCAGACGUGGGACUGGAAGAGCUCACCUCCAAAUGUGCAGCCCAAUGGAAUCUGGCCUAUUUCUGAAUGGGAUGAGGUUAUCCAGUUGUACUAAGAUGCAAUGUUAAGGAGGGACAUUUCCCAAAAAGAAGACGGGUAACUGUUUAAAGCGCUGCUGUCUUUUUGCCUCACAAGAGAGCCAAAGAAGAUAAACGACAAGUUUGAAGACAAAAAUGUUCUAACUCAUGGGCUAUCUAAUUAGCUCUGUCAUUCAGCAUUUACUGAGGAGUUUAUUCACCAGGUAAAAUGGUAGGUGGUUCUGGUGGACGGGUGGAGAUGAAUGAGCAAAUGCCUGCCUCUCUCUUGUCAUGUUGGUAAGCACUCCCGUUUUCUUUGAAGGGAUUCUCCCCACCCUCUGAAGAGCUGAUGUACACUAUGAUGUAUUGCAUAAUGAAUCUUAAAGUGUUAUACUGGAAAGUGAGCUCAUCAGACAAUACUAAGGAAGGGUGCAUUAGUUAGGAAUGAUUCAUUCCUGCCUGCCCUCAGGAUUGAAGCUGCUGUGUUAGUGCCACUUUUAAGGUUGAGAAACACUUCAGUGAGUGGUUAGAUUUUGUGUGGCAUAGAGAAAGAUAGUGGCAGACUCAGUUUGCAAGCCAUGUGAUCCACAGUUGGCUAAAGCACAGGGUGAUUUGUAAAGGAAGAUGAGAGCCAAUUUCAAGUCUUGUCAGGACGCAUAUUGUUUUCAUAUCUGAAGUGAGAAGUUGAUGCCUAUGUGAUGCUUAAGUUUCUGACAUCAUAGGAAUUUCUUCACUGACCCACAGUAGCACUUGUUGAUAAGUCUCUCAGUCACACUGUCCGAAAGUUGUGAUUUUGCAAAGCUCACUGUCCUUAUUUCAUUCUCUAUCACUCUUAGAUUUAAGAAAUAGGAGGUAUUCAUGGGUAUUUUCCUAUUUUCUGAACUUAUAACUCUCCUAUCCUUAAUUAUAAUAUUGGCACUAAAUACUAAAGAUACACCUCUGAGUUUUCUAAAUAUACCCUUUAUUUAUUUAUCUCCCAUAACUCUGUUUCUUUAAUUUAUAACCUACACACUAGUUUAUUUAGCAUAAAGGUAUGACUGACUGUUUUUCUAUCCAGUAUUACCUCAGGUUUCCAAGAUGGAGGCUUAAUGUGAACCUGAUAACUCUUCCUCAUUACAGAUCACACUGUUUUUAAAAUCUGUGUCCAUCUCUAGAUUUUCCUUCUGCUGAGUAUAAUAGUACAAGGACUGAGACGUCCCUCCUCCCAAGCAGUAUACCUGCUGGGCCCCCUCCUCCCAAGUACUACACCUGCUGGACCCCUUUACCUCCCUUUUCUUCUCAGAAUACACUGGUGAGUAGGCUGGGUUAGCUGCACCCAUCUCUUUACCUGUACCUAAGCAAUGUGCUCUAAAUGAGGUAUGCAGGGGAGUCUGCCACAGUAAAUGCUGCCUGGGCGAGGAUGCCCUCUAUUCUCUGCUGCUUAGGGAUGCUUCCCAUGGCAGCCUGGAGGAUUUCCCUUUGAAACUAUAGUUACUCAAAUGGAAACCAGAAUCUCUAAAAGAAUGGGCUGGCAGAAAUUUAAACAAACAAACAAACAAAGAAACCUCGGGGGAAAUCACUUGAAGCCACCCCCUUCCAAAUUUUAACAACUCUUUGAUGGAUGAUAAGCAGCCAUUUGUGAAGAUGCAUCCUCUGUAUAGGAAUACUGAGUCUCAUCAUACCGUCAGAAUCAGAUUUUCAGAACCAUUAUAAUUAUUAUCAAACUUGUCCCCAAAUUACAGGUCAUAAACAGUUCUUUCCUAGAAAAUAAGUCCACAGAAUAUGUAUCCAAGUUUUAGAUACCCAACCCUAAUUUUAUUUUUAUACACCAGAAAUAUAACAUGAUAAUAAUGUUGAGGAAAACCCACCCUGUCUGGAGAGGGCCAUUUGCAUGUACUCGGUAUCCAGAAGGAAGUGCACUCAUAUCACAUCUCUUGAGAGCGCCCAUCUUCUGCCAGGACCUCUUACCUACUCCUGUUCAAAUUACUUUGUACAAGUAUCCAUCUUUAGAAUUCAAGGUCUGGAAGUGUCCAGAAUACAGGCUAUCUUGGCCAUGGUCAGAGGUCUGUAUUCUUCUCUACACAGAGCACACUUCUUGUCUUCCCUCUGGUUUGGCUUUAGGGUUGAGGUUCUAUCCUACCCUGCUGAAAAUGAAAGCCUUUCCCCAGAAUCUGAAGGUGAGACCGGCUUCUGAAAAUGAUCCCAUUAUUCAGUCACAGUGAAGCCUGUGCUUCUUAACCUUUGAACUCUGCUGAGUGUCCUGAGACCUUGGGUUAGGUGUGCCCACCACCUGUACCUUCUCAGAUCACUUUUCUUUCCUCCUUGAACAUGCUGACUGUCCUCCUCCUAUAUGACUACUUUCUGGUCCCAUUGCCUGACUUGCUUGAAGAUACCUCUUCUAGUAACUUAUUGGUAGUUAUGUAACCAAGGAUAUCUCCAGAGAGACCCUGAGAAGCCAGUUCUUUCUCGGUUUGCAACAGCCAGCUGCUUCUCCAAGCACAGAGCACAUGCCCUGCUCUUGGCUGCAGUUACUGACAUCUGGCCACUGAGAUAAAAUAGUAAUCACACUGGACAUCCCUAAGAAUAGCUGAGCAGUUAGAGAGGGGGGCUUCCCAGAUUCCCUAACUACAGACCCUGAAAUGUGGCUGCUGUGUACUUAGUGAAGCAUUCAUUCUAGUCCUCUUUUUCUCUGCCAGUGAGUAAUCCCUGGAAGGACUGAGCUGAGCAAAACAGCUGAGGCUGAGAUCCAAGCAUUUUUUACUUCAGUCUGCUGCUGUCUGCAGUCCUGAGCUCUGUUCUUAGUGCAGCCUCCAUGACAUUUCACUUCGGUGACACUAAAUGCCUGAGGUGACAAAGAUGCUAAGGAGGAAUGUUUCUUUCUUG